Messenger RNA from Boleophthalmus pectinirostris (great blue-spotted mudskipper), 2662 nucleotides. It is a transcript of the gene tmem248, whose product is annotated as transmembrane protein 248. The record is from RefSeq and is a predicted model, not a curated record. NCBI's taxonomy places the organism in Eukaryota, Metazoa, Chordata, Actinopteri, Gobiiformes, Gobiidae. The coding region runs from base 306 to 1400 and encodes 364 amino acids. The transcript has 7 exons.
GCAGUGCGUCAGGAGGAAGCAGAGCCAAACUGACAGAGCCCUCGGUACAUGGAGCAGUGGACAGGCUAACACGGAGCAGCAGUCCGCAGCAUGGGACGGGCUGUCCCCGGAGCCUCUUAUCUUCAGCACUCACAUCCGACCAGCGCCUUGUGCUCCAGUGCGGGCCGCUCACAGACACUCAGCUCCCGCUAGCAGCGCAGCGCAGGCUCGCUCCUGUCCUCCAGCAGCAGCGGGGCUAGCCGCCGCGCUGUCCCUGUGGGCCGCCGCUUCACACAACUGACCCUAGCGCCAGUGGACGGGGCACGAUGGUGUACCUGUGGAACCCUGUGGAGAACCUGCGCUCUUACAUCAGCAGCCGACCUCCUCUGGUGCUGUUCAUGGUCACUGUGAGUGCUCUGGCCAUCGCCUUCCUCACCAUCGGAUACUUCUUCAAGAUCAAAGAGAUCAAGUCUCCAGAGCUCACCGAGGACUGGAACACGUUUCUCCUGCGCUUCAAUGAGGUGGACCUGUGUGUGUCUGAGAACGAGACCAUCAAACACGGCCUGAAUGAGUCAACCACCCCCGAGAGCCUGGUAGUGACCAGCGGGCACAGCCGCCCCAGCCCCCAGAGCCCACAAGGCCCCCUGCUGCUGGACGACCAGGGCCCCAUCAACAUCUCUGUGCCCAUCACCCUCACCCUCGACCCACAGAGACCCUUUGGAGGCUACUCCCGCAACAUCACCCACCUGUAUGCCACUGUGCUGGGGCAGCAGGUCGGCCUGUCUGGGCGUGAGGCUCACGAGGAGGUGAACAUCACGUUUACUUUGCCAGUGUCCUGGAGCUCAGAUGACUGUGUGCUGCAUGGACACUGCGAGCAGGUGGUCUUUAGCACCUGUAUGACCCUCACCGCCAACAGCAACAUCUUCCCCGUCACUGUACAACCUCCUCACUGUGUCCCGGAGACGUACACCAAUGCCACCUCCUGGUACAAAGUCUUUACUACAGUGCGGGACUCGGACACAAAGUACAGCCAGGACUACAACCCGUUCUGGUGCUACAAGGGCGCCAUCGGCAAAGUGUACCACGCCCUCAACCCCAAGCUGACCGUCAUCGUGCCCGAUGACGACCGUUCGCUCAUCAACCUGCACCUGAUGCACACCAGCUACUUCCUGUUUGUAAUGGUCAUCACCAUGUUCUGCUACGCAGUCAUCAAAGGGCGCCCAGGCAAGCUUCGGCAGAGCUCGCCCUCCGACUUCUGCCCUGAGAAGUUUCUUCACCUGUGCAUGUACAUACAAAGGAAUCGAAAUUGGACCUGUUACCCCAUGAUCCAUGACAAAUGUACCAUACAAUACAUGAGGAAGACUACAUGGACCGGACCGGCAGACAGGGAGCAGAGGAAGAAACACUGCAACAUAACAUGAAGACAGGGAGAGGAGGGAAAAGAAGAGAACAGACUGAGACCAUGCUCCUAUCAGGGCGAGGGGAGUGUGGUAGAGUGCAGAAAAAAUCACCUCCGUGACAUCAGCACAGUCAAAACACAUACAAACAUUUCACAGGACCAGAGCAGGGUACAGGAGGGCUGUGAGUUAAUCCAAUGUAGGCAGCAGCCAUCCAGAUCCACAGCCACUGGGGGCUGGAUACAACAGACCUGCCCACCAGGCCGGGGGUGCUGCUGCGAGGGGUUUGGUAUUUGGGGGGAGAGUGUCUCACUGCUGUUAUCUCUGGGGUAGUUGAUACUGACCGGCCUUGAGACUGGUGCUGGCUGGGGAGGGCCAGUUAGAUAAGGCUGGCGUUGUUUGGGUUUAGAGUGAGCAGCUGCUUUUUCAAUUCUCACAACUCCUCUUUUUGUUCAUAUAUUGGUCUCAAGUCCAUUCCUUUUUGCAAAGCUUUGAAUUUUCUCCAAGAUGUUAUCCAAUAUUGCGGUUUAGAGUCACCGUGUCCAUCCAACCAGUGGUCAAUAACCACGAACCCGGACCAUAGUCACAAGUUCAGAUUCUCACAGCUCUGCCUCUCGUCUUGGUCAUUCUGGGCAGCCAAGUUGGGCUUUGAACAGCUGCCUCAGUAAUUUGAAUUUUCCAAAAAAUCAGGGCCAUGCCUAAUCCAGUUAGCAAAAGUUCUGCAAUUAUCUUUCCGAAUAGAUAAACUAAACUUCUAUGUCCUCUGCGGACUGGAGCUGCCUGCAUUCCUCAUUGAAAAAUUGCAUUUAGAGACCAACUUAUCAAAUCCAUAGUUUCAAAAAUAUAAGACACUAGACACUAGACUAGACGAAACACAUAAGCAAAGCAGGGAACAAGGGGCAGGUGAAGAGAGAAAAAGUGUCCGCCCUUCGCCAAGAACCAAGCAAGAAGCAUGGGCAAGGGAAAGAAGCAUGCAUAGAUACUACAGCAAUAGUUCCAUAAAGCAACCUAAUGUUAUUAAGGACUAAAAUGUCUUGAUUAUACAAAAGUGAACUGAAAAAAACUUAAUUUUGAUGAAUGAAGGUUUAAACUGACUGAAUGGCGUGAUACAAAUUAGCAGCUGUGACUGGAUGAUUCUAAAGAGGGGUGGUUUUUAAAUGAUCACAUAUUCCACUUUGCUUUGUCGCUUGCUUAUCAUUUACUUCCUUCUAUUCAUUUCUGGGGUGAUUUUCAAAGCAUUCUCUAAACUGUUCCACUGUGACCAACCCAGUUAACAUGUGCUGUGU